Vicia faba (fava bean) is the source of this 381-nucleotide messenger RNA. NCBI's taxonomy places the organism in Eukaryota, Viridiplantae, Streptophyta, Magnoliopsida, Fabales, Fabaceae. The record is from the annotation of a GenBank genome assembly.
AUGGAAUUCUCUAUAGGCUACCUUUCAGUUUCCGUUCCCAAUCUUUUUCUUCACCUAUUCUCUCUCCUCGACUUCCUAAGAUCCCUUGCCAUCUCCUUGCUCUCUCUCCUCCACCUCUCCGACCUCCUCGACGCCGCAGAUGAAGAGAUCAGGUGUAUCACGAAUUAUAAACAUAUUUUUCACAAGACCUGUGUGGACCGUUGGAUUGAUCAUGAUCAGAAGACGUGUCCGCUUUGUAAGACCCACUUUAUACCUUGUGGUAAAAUGGAAGAUUAUAAUCAACGCUUAUGUACGGCUUGUCAAUCUGAAUGUGAAGAAUAUGAUGAGGAUGUUGCUCUUUUUGCUCAACAUGAUGAUGAUCACUUGAUUGCUUCACUUUGA